Anneissia japonica is the source of this 4564-nucleotide messenger RNA. RefSeq names its product DNA mismatch repair protein Msh6-like. The transcript has 28 exons. Gene Ontology annotation, molecular function: ATP binding; mismatched DNA binding; ATP-dependent DNA damage sensor activity. Gene Ontology annotation, cellular component: nucleus; MutSalpha complex. NCBI's taxonomy places the organism in Eukaryota, Metazoa, Echinodermata, Crinoidea, Comatulida, Comatulidae. The record is from RefSeq and is a predicted model, not a curated record. Gene Ontology annotation, biological process: mismatch repair.
AUGAAAAAACCUCCCUCACUCAUCAGUUGCAAGUUUUUAGAGGGUGAUGUUGUUUGGGCGAAGCUGGAAGGAUUUCCUUGGUGGCCAAGCCUUGUCUGUAAACAUCCAACUGAAUCCAAGUAUUAUAAGCCAAAACGAAUUCAUGUUCAAUUUUUCGAUGAUACUAAAAGUAGAGCCUGGAUAAGUAGCAAGUUUGUAGAGAAAUUUGAAGGUUUAGGCGAGAAAGGGUUUCAGAGGGGAGGACGCUUCUUCUCUUCUUUGCCAGAAAUUCGAAACUGGGUGGAAACAGCCACUGAAGCAGUGAAAAAAGAUGUUGAGGAACGACUGAAGAUGAUUGUGUGUUGUCCGUCAGAUAAUGAAGAUGAUGAUGAUGAUGAUGAAGAAGAGAUGGAUGUCCAAGAUGAGAUCAAUACAAGCAAUAAAGAAAAUAAGUCGGAAGAAGAAGACGACAAGGAUGAUGUGAAUGAAAUAAGUAAAUCCAUUAAAAGGCCGAGAAGAUCAGCAGUUGCACAAUCAACAAAGCGACGUAGAAUUGUUGUUGCAUCUGAUAGUGAUGAGUCUGAUGGUGAUGAGUUUAAACCUGAUGAAGACGAGUUAGAAUCAGAUAAUGAAAGCAGCGGUGUUGACGAGAAUGAUCUCUCUGAAAGUACAGUCGACUCAGAUCCUGAGACACCAAAGAAAUCUUUAAAACGAAAAAGAAAUAGCAAAUCAACUGUAUCGACGCCAGGUAACAGAGCAGUUAAGAGAAAUUUUACGGAAGUGAUAGGAGCACAAAAGACACCAACGGCAGUGAAGAGUUCGCCUUCUGUCAGCAUGGCAACCAAGUCCAAACUCUCUUCAUUCAAAGCUGUUGAGGUUUCUUCCCCAUCUGGGCCUCCAACAACAGAAGAUAGAGAAACCAAAUACCCACAUCAAACCCUAGAAUGGUUGAAAGAUGGCAAGCGAAAAGAUGCCAAGGGAGUGUUGCAAGGUGAUCCAGACUACGACCCUUCCACUCUUCAUGUUCCAAAAUCUUUCCUUGAUAAGUGUACACCUGCAAUGAGACAGUGGUGGGAAAUGAAGUCCAAAUACUUUGAUUCUGUCAUGUUUUUCAAGAUGGGGAAGUUUUAUGAAUUAUAUCACACAGAUGCAGACAUUGGUGUCAAAGAAUUAGGAAUUGUUUACAUGAAGGGUGGUGUAGCCCAUUGCGGCUUCCCAGAGAUUGCUUAUGGACGGUACAGCGAAACACUGAUACAGAAAGGAUACCGUGUUCUUCGUGUUGAGCAGACGGAAACCCCAAGUGAUAUGCAGGAGCGGUGCCGUAAAAUGGGUGGUGGUGCAACUAAAUUUGAUAAAGUGGUGAAGAGAGAAGCCUGUAGGGUGACCACGUUGGGAACAAGAACAUUUAGUUUCAUCGACGGUGAUUCCUGUGAUGCAAGGAACAAUUAUUUACUAUCGGUUGCUGAAAGACCAUGUAGCGACACCAUAGCUGGUGGAACCAUUUACGGUGUUUGUUUUAUUGAUACGUCUAUUGGAAAAUUCCAUAUUGGUCAGUUUCAAGAUGACCGACACUGUUCUCGUCUGCGGACAUUAAUAGCACAUUAUACACCGGCUCAGGUUUUGUUUGAAAGAGGAAAGCAACAUUCCCAAACUCAGCAGAUUCUUAACAACAACUUGCUGUCUGUCCUCAAAGAAGCACUGGCACCAGGUAGCCAGUUUUGGUCUGCAGAAAAAACGUUGAAACUGCUUGUGGAAGAGAACUACCUCAAUGGUUGUGGUGGUGAUGAUGGAAACCAGAACGUGUCCAAUUGGCCAGACACACUUCAGAAUAUGGUUGCCGAAGGAGACUCGCUUGGUUUGACCCCAAAAGAAGGGAAGGAACUCGCACUAAGUGCAUUAGGUGCAUGCAUCUGGUAUUUGAGGAAAUGUUGCCUAGAUCAAGAACUCUUGUCCAUGAAAAACUUCACCACAUAUGUUCCUGUAGAUGAUAAAGAAGCUAUUGAACAUAAGCCAAGACCAGCAGAGUUUGCUACUGGGCAUAGAAACAUGAUUCUAGAUGGUGUGACACUGGCUAAUCUGGACAUUUUGGAUAACAAGCUUACAGGGACCACCGAGGGAACAUUGCUAGGCACAAUGGAGCAAUGCUGCACACCCUUUGGGAAACGACUGUUCAAACAAUGGCUAUGUGCCCCUCUAUGCAACCCUGACUCAAUAAAUGACAGGUAAACAGUUAUUCUGUUUUAUUGUGAUAAUUUUUUGCUUAUUUGUGAACAACAUCUGCUUUGCUUGUUGCUCUUGUUUGUGUAUCUUGCGUCUUUGAUCAGAAUACACUCGCUUGGUUUAAAGAGGCAAAGCAACAGUCAUCCUGAUAGUCGUGCCAUCUUCUUUGAGGAUGUUACCUACAGUAAGAAGAAGAUUGAUGACUUUUUGACGACCUUAUCAGGGUUCAAAAGUGCCAUGCGAGUUACUAAAUUAUUUGAGAAGGCUAAAUCCGAACCAAAAUCCAAACUUCUGAGGAAGAGUAUCACUUUAUCUGACUCAGAAUCCAAGGGACAUUUUCCAAAUCUUGCCAAGCAGCUUAGUUUUUUUGAGCAUGCAUUUGAUCACAAAAAGGCCAAACAGCAAGGGGCUAUUAUUCCAAGCCCGGGGGUCAAUCAGGACUAUGAUACUGCUAUUGCUGAUUUAAAGAGGUUUAAGAAUGAAUUGGAUGUCGUAUUGGAACGUCAAAAGAAGCGACUGGGAUGUAAGAAUAUUACGUAUUGGGGGACUGGAAAGAAUCGUUUCCAACUUGAAAUCCCAGAGAGUGCCCUCUCUCGUCAUACCCCAGAUGAGUAUGAGCUUCAGUCGCAAAAGAAAGGCUUCAAAAGAUAUUGGACUGGAGAGAUUAAAGGUUACCUGGAGGACGUAAUAGCUGCGGAGGAUCGGAGAGAUGCUGCACUUAAAGACUCGAUGAGGGCAGUAUUCCACAAGUUUGACGAGCACUACAGUGACUGGAAAGCAGGUGUCCAGUGCCUCUCUGUCCUGGAUGUCUUACUUGGCCUAGCUUCUUACAGCCAGAUGCCUAAUAUGUGCAGACCUAAUCUUGUUUUGCCUGUUAAUGGUGACAAGCCAUUUAUAGCAAUCAAAGAGGCCCGACACCCAUGUAUUGUACACACUUCAAGUGGUGAUGACUUCAUUCCAAAUGACACCUACAUUGGUGUGGCAAAGGAUUCCAGUGAAAGUUCAGCAACAGGAUCUUGUGUUCUAGUCACCGGUCCUAAUAUGGGAGGCAAGUCUACGUUGAUGCGGCAAGUCGGUCUAGUAGUGGUCAUGGCGCAGCUUGGCUGCUACGUUCCAGCCGAAUCCUGUACUCUGACACCGGUAGAUCGUAUCUUCACCAGGUUAGGUGCAAGUGACAAUAUCAUGUCAGGUGAAAGUACAUUCUUUGUGGAGUUGAGUGAAACCUCAUCUAUCCUACAGCAUGCAACAUCUCACUCACUGGUCCUACUAGAUGAACUUGGUAGGGGUACAGCGACAUAUGAUGGAACAGCUAUAGCCAGCGCUGUUGUCAAAGAAUUGACAGAAAACGUUGGAUGCCGUACACUUUUCUCCACUCAUUAUCAUUCGUUGGUUGAAGACUUCGCACAUGACCCAAAUAUACAGUUGGGCCAUAUGGCUUGCAUGGUUGAAAAUGAAAAUGAUGAUGACCCAAGUCAGGAGACGAUAACGUUCUUGUACAAGUUUGUGAGUGGAGCGUGUCCAAAGAGCUAUGGUUUCAACGCAGCUAGGCUAGCAAAUAUACCUGAUGAAGUUAUUAGAUUGGCCAAGAAGAAAGCUGCAGAUUUUGAAGCAUCUUCUGAACGCCUCAAGCUACUGAGGGCGCUAAACAGAUUCUCAACAUCAUGUAAACUAGAUGAGUUAAUAGAAAUGAGAAAUGCGAUCAGAAUAACAGAAUGAGCAGAUCCGUUGCCGGUGGUAGUCUCACCAAUUAAAUUUGAUUCAUGUUUGUUGAAUUAUCUUAUGUUAACAGGGCAUUCAUAAUUUGUGCUCUGUAUGAAAUUAUAAAUCUUAUCUGAUUUUUUAUCAGUGUGCUAAAGAUGUGUUUGCUUUAAUGUGCUGUGUUUAUUUAAAGUAAGCCUUAUGAUCAUAAGGAAAGGUAGCAUAUACUGUACUGGUAGUUGGAAUAUGCUCAGUGGCAUAUCAAGGAGUAUAGACAUGUGGUGUGGGGGAGGGGAGUAAGCACUGAUGGAAGGUGAAUGGGGGGGGGGGCGCAAUGAUUAAUUGAAAACUGUUACCUGGCAAAAUAAGGUGUUGAGUGAUGUUUAUCUACUUAAAAGUAAUUUUUUUGCUAGCAAAUUUCAUGUUAGAUUGGGCCUGGUGUACAAGAUUUUGGGAUGGAGCAUGCGUCCUCCAUGCUUUCCCGUAAAUAUCCCACUCAACAACUUGCAGAGAUAUGAACCUUGAUUACAAGUUAGCUUUUUCACUGAAUACAUUUGAACUGGGCUAGUGCUCAUUGAGUAGCAGUGUGUGUUGUUAUACAAUUUCAAAUAAAUAUCCUUUGUGUGUGUUGUCAUACGAUUUCAAAUAAAUAUCUUCUAGAAAUGAU